Messenger RNA from Bicyclus anynana (squinting bush brown), 3162 nucleotides. It is a transcript of the gene oxt, whose product is annotated as xylosyltransferase oxt. Gene Ontology annotation, biological process: chondroitin sulfate proteoglycan biosynthetic process; heparan sulfate proteoglycan biosynthetic process. Gene Ontology annotation, molecular function: protein xylosyltransferase activity. NCBI's taxonomy places the organism in Eukaryota, Metazoa, Arthropoda, Insecta, Lepidoptera, Nymphalidae. Bases 155 to 2866 code for a protein of 903 amino acids. The record is from RefSeq and is a predicted model, not a curated record. The transcript is spliced from 4 exons. Gene Ontology annotation, cellular component: membrane.
AUGACAAUUGACAAUAGCUUACAGCUAGAGAUGUUUUUCAAUUCAAGAAAAAUGAAAAUAAAAUGAGUGAAAAUACAGCAGAAAUGCUUAAAACGAGAUUCAUAAUCUUAUUAAGCUGAUAAGAUUAUUAUUUUUCUAUUAUGAAAUAGUUAACAUGGCCAGCGUUCGAAGGAUUUUUUAUAAAUAUGCUAAGUGUUUAGCGCUAAUUGUAAUAUGUACUUUCUUUGCUCAAAUUAUUAUUUCCAUAAGCUUUUUUCCCUCGAUUCAUGAUAAUUUACUUAAAAGAAAUAGUUAUAAUUCAAAAUCUAAAAGCGAUAUGGGCGAUAUGUCAGCUAGAAAAAUUAUUGCCGGUGUCGGUGACGAUGAAGAUUACCCUCCGAAAGGUUCGCACCAACAUAACAAAGUUGUUCCACAGUUGAGAUUGGAAGAGCUGGAUUUUACGCCUACUUGUGAUAUUAAAAGCCGUGAAGCAAUUUCAGCUAUUCAUCGCGCUAAAAGCCAAUUAUGCAAACAGCAAAUUGUGAAUAAGACAUGUCUCAUACAAAAUGGUAAUUUUUAUCCAAAACAUUUGCCAAAUUAUUGUGUUUCUAAAAAUCUGGCUUAUGGACGACAUUUAGGAUGUUAUUUGGAUGAAAAAAAGCUAAGACUGCUUUCUAGUUACUAUGGAAAUUAUGCCAACAUUAACUCACCAACCUUUUGUUUGGAUAUUUGUGUUCAAGCUGGGUUUCCUUACGCCGGAGUGCAAUAUUCAUCAGAGUGUUUCUGUGGUGAACAGAAACCCCCCGCUUCAGCUGAAACUUCAGAUGGUUUAUGUGACAUGAAUUGCCCGGGUGACCCAUCACAGAAGUGUGGAGGGUAUUUUACUAUGAAUGUUUAUGAAACAGGCUUAGACAAAUUUGUACCGCAAGUACCACAAAACUCAAACAUUAAGGAGGUGUCAGUUAAAAUAGUAUUUCUACUAACUUUAAAUGGAAGAGCACUGCGACAAGUUCAUAGAUUAAUUAACUCUUUAUAUCGAACAAAUCACUAUUUUUAUAUCCAUGUUGAUCAAAGACAAGAUUAUCUACAUCGUAAGUUAUCUAAAUUAGAAAAGCGAUUUACUAAUGUAAGAUUAGCCACAAAAAGAUACUCAACUAUAUGGGGUGGAGCUUCACUUCUAAAGAUGUUGCUAGACUCAAUGAAAGACAUAAUUAGAUUAGGUUGGAAAUGGGAUUAUGUUAUUAAUUUAAGUGAGAGUGACUUUCCUAUUAAAUCCUUAGAAGAACUUGAAAAAUUUCUUUCUGCAAAUAAAGGAUUCAACUUUGUUAAAUCUCAUGGACGAGAAGUUCAACGAUUUAUAAAAAAACAGGGGCUUGAUAAAACUUUUAUAGAAUGUGAAACACACAUGUGGAGAGUUGGAGAACGAAAACUUCCUCAGGGUAUUGUUAUUGAUGGAGGAAGUGAUUGGAUAGCUUUGUCGCCAGAUUUUGUUUCGUACAUAGUUGCAAAUCAUGAUGAAUUACUAGUAGGUCUAAAUGUUAUAUUUAAACACACACUUUUGCCAGCUGAAUCUUUUUUCCAUACAGUAUUACGUAAUUCACGCUUUUGCAAUACAUAUGUGGAUAAUAAUUUACAUGUCACAAAUUGGAAGAGAAAAUUGGGUUGUAAAUGUCAAUACAAACACGUGGUAGAUUGGUGUGGAUGUUCCCCCAAUGACUUCAGAACUGAAGACUGGUUAAGAAUACAAAAUACCCAAAAUCGGCAAUUGUUUUUUGCAAGAAAGUUUGAGCCCAUUAUUAAUCAAGAGAUCAUAACAAGAGUUGAACAGUUUAUAGGAUUUACUGAUCAUAAUUUAAUUUCUAAUUUGGAUGCAUACUGGCAAAAUCUGUAUGAUGUACAAGAUCUAACAGCUAGUACAGAUGACUCAUUACUAACACAUGCAGAAAGUAUUAUUCGUCACAAUGCUAAAAUAUUAGCUGAGGAAGGUUGUAAAAUUCAACUUCAAGAAGUUAUUGAAAUGAAUGUGUAUAAAUAUGCUGAUGUAUAUAAGGGAAACCUAAUUUUAUAUAAAGCUUUAGUGAAUAACCAAGAAGCAAUAUUAGAGACUUGGUAUAAGCCAAAACAACAUUUAGAUUUAAAUGUUAAGAAUCAGGAUACUGAAUAUAUAAAAUUUUUUAAAGUCAGCUCAGACUAUGAUCAAAAAGAAAUGACUUUUAGAAAUUUAGGUAACAUAUUAGGCCCCUUUUCUGAACCAGUAUUAUUAUAUCAGUUCUCACCACAUAUUGAUAAGAAUGUUGGAAAUUUCACAGUUCUUUGGCUGGACCCAGCUGGAGUUGUUGCUGAUGUAAACAUGGUCCAUAGAGAUGAAAAUAACCUAACCAAUUUCAUAAAACCAAAUAUAAAACAACCAUUACUCCCUGGAGUUUGGAAAGUGGGCUUAUUUGAUCAAACCAACACAGUAGCUGUCACUGAAUUUCUUAUAACACCUUUAGAAUAUUUUUCGGGAAAAGAAGUUACACAACAGGAGGCAAUCCUGAUACACAGUGGAUCACAAAAUUCUUAUAAAAAUAUAAGUUUUGUAAAACCUAUCAAUUUUAUACCUAUACAUGCUAACAGGUUGUUGUUAGCCGAAAUAUCAAAUGCAAAUACCAAAAGGAUUAACAGUGAUUUGAUGGAGUGGAUAGAUAGUUUAAGCAUAGAAUUUUAUAAUGUUCUAGGUUCGUGUAUUUUAUUUAAUGAUGACAAUGUAACACAAACAGAUCGAGUGAUGUGUGGUAAAUACAAAUUUCAACAAUGCAUUUUAUCUGUAUGGAGUUCUCAAUCGCCAGAUCCAAAAGGCUUUAUAGGAAAAUUGGAUAAAAAAACAGGAAGACUGAACAGAGUAUGAACCCAUACACAUUUUAGCUACAGAAUAUAUAACAUGUUGAAGCAGGAGAGAAGCAGAACAAUAUAUAAUUUAAUAAAUAUAUAAAUAUAUCAAGCUGAAAUUCUUACAUGAAUCUACAUUAAAAUGUGGACCAAGAAGAAAAGUGAAAGAAGUUGUUUGGCACUCAUUGAGCAGGGACGUUUUUUGGUCGCUAAUUGUGCAUCCAGGUUUUAAUAAGAGAUCGACGUCAGAACACCAAUUUUUCUGUAUCAUUUAUUCUACCCCCAAAUAAAAGAUACAUUUAUUAAAUUUUUAAA